Molecule: messenger RNA, 1458 nt
Organism: Yamadazyma jaroonii
Lineage: Eukaryota; Fungi; Ascomycota; Pichiomycetes; Serinales; Debaryomycetaceae
Source: the annotation of a GenBank genome assembly
AUGGCUCCAACAUUCACCAAUUCCAACGGUUGUCCAAUUCCUGAACCUUUUGCCACUCAAAGAGUGGGUCAACAUGGUCCUUUAUUAUUACAAGAUUUCAACUUGAUUGAUUCUUUAGCUCAUUUUGAUAGAGAAAGAAUCCCUGAAAGAGUUGUUCAUGCUAAAGGAUCAGGAGCUUAUGGAGAAUUUGAAGUCACUGAUGACAUUACUGAUAUUUGUGGUGCUAAAUUCUUAGAUACUAUCGGUAAAAAGACCAGAAUCUUCACUAGAUUUUCAACUGUAGGAGGAGAAUUAGGUUCUGCUGAUACUGCUAGAGAUCCAAGAGGUUUUGCUACUAAAUUUUAUACCGAAGAAGGUAAUUUGGAUUUAGUCUAUAACAACACUCCAGUAUUCUUCUUAAGAGAUCCUUCUAAGUUUCCUCAUUUCAUUCACACUCAAAAGAGAAACCCAGAAACUCAUUUGAAAGAUGCCAAUAUGUUUUGGGAUUAUUUAACCACCAAUCAAGAAGCUACCCAUCAAGUUAUGAUUUUAUUCAGUGAUCGUGGUACUCCUGCUAGUUACAGAGAAAUGAAUGGAUAUUCUGGUCAUACUUAUAAAUGGUCCAAUAAACAAGGUAAAUGGCAUUAUGUUCAAGUACAUUUCAUUGCUGAACAAGGAAUUAAGACUUUAAAUAAUGAAGAAGCUGGACAAUUAGCAGGUUCUAAUCCAGAUUAUGCUCAAGAAGAUUUAUUUAAGAAUAUAGCUGGUGGGAAUUAUCCUUCUUGGACUUGUUAUAUUCAAACCAUGACUCAAGAACAAGCUAAACAAGCCCCAUUUUCAGUAUUUGAUUUAACUAAAGUAUGGCCUCAUAAAGAUUAUCCAAUGAGAAGAUUUGGUAAAUUUACAUUGAAUGAAAAUCCAAAGAAUUACUUUGCUGAAGUUGAACAAGCAGCUUUUGCUCCUUCUCAUACUGUUCCAUAUAUGGAACCAUCAGCUGAUCCAGUAUUACAAAGUAGAUUAUUCUCUUAUGCUGAUACUCAUAGACAUAGAUUAGGUCCAAAUUAUACUCAAAUCCCAGUAAAUUGUCCAGUUGCUGGUACGGUAUUUAAUCCUCAUAUGAGAGAUGGGGUUAUGAAUGUUAAUGGUAAUUUAGGUAAUCAUCCAAAUUAUUUAGAUACUUCCAAACCAGUUGAAUUCAAAACUUUCAGUUUACAAGAAGAACAAGAAGUUUGGGAAGGUUCAGCAUGUCCAUUCCAUUGGAAAUAUGAUGAAAAAGAUUUCAUUCAACCAAAAGAAUUAUGGAAAACUUUAGCUAGAUAUCCAAACCAACAAGCUCAUUUAGCUCAUAAUCUUGCUGUUCAUGUUGCUGGGGCUGAUGUACCAAUUCAAGAUAGAGUGUUUGAAAUGUUUGCUAAGGUUCAUCCUGAUUUGAGUAAUUUGAUUAAGAAGGAAGUUUUGGAGAUCAGUCCAAGAAAGUAG